AUGUUCUUACUCAUUUAUGUUGAUGAUAUUAUCAUUGUUUCAUCAGUUCCUGCUACUAUUACUGAACUUUUACAGCUACUUGGCACUGACUUUGCGGUUAAAGACUUCGGAUCAUUACACUAUUUUCUUGGCAUUGAGGUUAUACCCGUGAAAGAUGGUCUUCUUCUCUCCCAACAGAAGUACAUUAGGGAUCUACUAAACAAAACCAAUAUGGCAGAUGCAAAACUGGUUAGUUCUCCAAUGUCUUCUUCCUCAGCCUUGUUUGCAUUCACGGGUGACCCUAUGGAAGAUCCCUCUUUAUAUCGCAGCACAGUUGGUUCUCUGCAGUACUUAUCUCUCACACGUCCAGACUUAGCGUUUGCUGUCAAUCGUGUUUGUCAAUUCAUGCAUCGCCCAACAAAGCUUCAUUGGCAAGCCGUCAAAAGAAUUCUUAGAUACCUCAAGCAUUCCAUCACUCAUGGCCUGUUGUUGCACAAGAACUCUUCCACCUCUAUUCAAGCUUAUUCGGAUGCUGAUUGGGCGGGAUGCCUUGAUGACAGGCGCUCUACAGGAGCCUACUGUGUUUUCCUUGGCAACAACUUGAUUUCUUGGAGCUCUAGAAAGCAGUCAACCGUGUCUAGGUCUUCCACAGAGGCUGAAUACAAGUCUGUUGCCAAUACUGCCGCAGAAUUACUUUGGCUUUGUUCUCUUCUCCAAGAACUUGGUGUUUCACGGCCUAAUCCACCAAAACUUUGGUGCGACAACAUUGGAGCCACUUACUUAUCAGUCAAUCCUGUGUUCCACGCAAGGACGAAACAUGUGGCCAUUGAUUUUCAUUUUGUUUGGGAGUUAAUUGCUUCCAAGUUCUUAGAAAUUCACUUUGUUGCAAGUUCUGAUAAGAUUGCGGAUGUGCUCACCAAGCCUCUUGUUUCCAAACGUUUUCAAAUCCUUUGCUUCAAGCUCAACGUUCGUUCACUCCCGCUGAACUUGAGGGAGGAUAUUAGCGCACAGCAUACUCCUAGUGUGAUUCAAUCUCUUAAGAAUCCUAGUGAGUGUGCUGAUAGACUCCCGGUUGAUCAAACCUCCUAG
Alnus glutinosa is the source of this 1068-nucleotide messenger RNA. RefSeq lists its product as uncharacterized. NCBI's taxonomy places the organism in Eukaryota, Viridiplantae, Streptophyta, Magnoliopsida, Fagales, Betulaceae. The record is from RefSeq and is a predicted model, not a curated record. The transcript has a single exon. Bases 1 to 1068 code for a protein of 355 amino acids.